This is a messenger RNA of Seminavis robusta, 1539 nucleotides long. NCBI's taxonomy places the organism in Eukaryota, Bacillariophyta, Bacillariophyceae, Naviculales, Naviculaceae. The record is from the annotation of a GenBank genome assembly.
AAGGACCCUCGUCGUCUCGCUUAUUGCUGCUCCGCCGCCGUCCUGCUAUGUCUCCUAUAACAACAGUAUUUCCAAGUCACCGUCGAACCCAUACGACGACGGCCCUUACGCCCAGGAACCGAACUACCACGCAGCGACACGGGCGGAUUGUUAUUCCUACAACGAAAAUGCAUUAGUGACUAGCUAGACAAGACAAUGGGGGCGUGGAUCUUAUCACCUCUCUUCGACUGGACAGCUGUUCCUUCGGCGGACAUACCCGACAACAAGCCCAAGGAAGGAGACUAUCUCGACGUACGACUCCUUGAAACCACUGGACUUCCAGUCAAUAGGGGCAGAAUGUAUUGUCGCGGGGAAACUUGUCGCCUCUGGGACAAACUCUCCCAGUGGAGCGCUCCUCAAGAUGACAACCGUUCCGUUAUUGGCUAUGUGCGUGGGCCGCCUGGAACGGGCAAGACCACAACGACUUUUGCCUGGUUGCAGGCGUAUGUGAAGUUAACAGGAAAGUCGGCUACCUGGCUCCAUGUAAGUCAUCGAAGAAGAGUUCUUUAUCGUGUGGAGUUCAGGAGAAGGAAAGACGGCGUUGUGUGUUACUCCGAAGCAGAAGAAGAGGAGUUCCGAUUUGCCUCAGGUCGCAUUAAGAAUUGUUCGUCGGCGGUCCUCGUGUUCGACGGUUAUAGAGACCAAGAAGCUUUCAACGUUAUCGAUGGUGCAGUUCAACUUUGGGCAGGACAGAAACCAGGCCAGCGAACUGCAAUGAUUGUUUCCUCGUAUGCUUUCAGCAUAAAGGCCGAAGAGAGAGUUGACAAGAAGACAAGAGCGGAAGAAUAUGAGAAGUUUUCGUUGUCUUAUGACGAGUACCUCACUUCUUUCAAGCGUGCAAGAUCGGACCCAGAUUUUGGCCUACAAGUUUCGAAGAGGCGAAAAAUUGAAAGUUCUUCAAGCGAUAAUGCUACCAAAGCUUCACAAGGUACCGUCCUGGACCCCGAAGUGCUUGAAGAUAUUGAUGAAAAGUUCUACUACGCAGGAGGCUGUGCUCGCUAUUUUUUUGGCUGGCUUAACCAUUGAGGAAGUCAAAUCGGCAAUCCAGGAUGCUGUGGAAACACUCGACGCAACGAAUAUAGGGGCGGUGUUUCAAAGAGGAAUGAAUCACCCUGAGCGACGCCAUCGGCUUCUCGCCUUCAUUGAAGAUGAUUCUGGUGGUGUUUGCAAGCGGAUUGUGAGCCAGUUUGCCGUGAGGCCACUAGUGGAGCACGGUCAGGAGCAUGCUUUCCCAGUUCUUUAUCAUGUGGCUUAUGGAAACCCUUCUUUUGAAGGGUGGGUCUUCGAGGAAGAUUUUUUCUUUCAGUAUAAGGAGGCCGAAACGAAAACUCAAAAGUUUGUUCUCAAAGGAGAUACGGUCGGAGGAGACGUCGUGCCAGAACCUCAUCCCGCAGUCCCCUUCGAUCAAGAUGGCAUGGUACAUAAGAAAGGAGAGGCGGAGGAAAAAGGAGACGAAAUUGAUUCGCUUUCCCGCCCAGAGCUCCAGCGACAGUGCAAACA